Molecule: messenger RNA, 3168 nt
Organism: Rhinocladiella mackenziei CBS 650.93
Lineage: Eukaryota; Fungi; Ascomycota; Eurotiomycetes; Chaetothyriales; Herpotrichiellaceae
Exons: 5
Coding region: 1-3168 (1055 amino acids)
Cellular component (GO): cell surface
Molecular function (GO): glucan endo-1,3-beta-D-glucosidase activity; endo-1,3(4)-beta-glucanase activity
Source: RefSeq, a predicted model, not a curated record
AUGUUUUCAAAAUGGGUUCCGAUUGUGCUAACAGUAUCACAGGUAUUCCUCGCUGGCGCUUUACCUGCUCCUCGUUUCGACGGCCCGCCAGGAAAUCCGGAUCCCGCCUGCGAUGAUCAAUUCCAGGGUCCCUCCGGUGACGACUUACUAACAUCCUCAUUGCCCUCUCUCGGCGUCGAUACAGCUUUCUUUACACGCAGGCCCCUUCGUUCCACCUCAUAUCCAGAUGGCAAUCCCUUCUCAGACUCUUCUGCAACAUGGAAUAUUCAACCCAGCUCACCGGUAUCAGACAGAGUGGCUCCAGCCUCGUCAACAUGGGGCACAGCUGCCGAUUUCAACGGGAAUUCGGGUGGCCCCCAGAACUGGAACAGUGAAAUAGUAGAUGACGGAGGUGCCUCACAAUCGCAAAUCUACAGGUCCGCCAUUACUUUCGUCGAUCCGCACCUCAGCAUCCAAAUCGUCACGGUCACAGCCAUCCCUUCUUCGCAGAGCCCGACAGUGACUUCAGCCAGUCAGAGUGUGCCAGAUACAUCAGGGGUGCUGAUAACUACUCUCGAGACUGGCGGAAAUCCUCCUGUCCAGCCAUUCCCAACAAGCGUCCCCACGGUAUCGUCAGCCACCUUGCAACCUCUGGACAGUAGAGUCCCCUUCGGAAAGGCAACGGCGACCAGGCUACCGAGCAGAGUAACCGAAACCAUCACAGUGCCUCUCGCUACAUUCGAGACCGUGAUAGUACCACAAACUGUGACUACUGUUCCUGUCGAGACCACCGCUGUUAUCACCUCUAUUACCAUCCUGAACACGACCAUCGCUUCUAACGGACGUGCUGUGUCGGCAUCUUCUGCUGAUACCACGGUCUUCACGACCACAGGGACGGUGUUAGCUGAAACCACUCUGUCAGCGUCUUCAACCAUCGCUAGGACAGCGGCGACAACUCUGACAACGGCAGGCUCUGUCUGGGACCUUCCCAUUUCCGCUCCAACUUGUUUGCCGGGUAUGGACUGUAAUGGCCAAGACGUAUUUCAGCCGGUUGCACUUGGUCAACCUCCGACCAAUAUACAACGACGAAGUGGCCAUCCUGUUCCUCGACUAGGGAUCAACAACGUCACUGACCCCAUUGAGACCAACAAAUUUUAUCAAAAUUUCGUCCUGGGCUCUCAGGGUUCUCCGAGUUUUGUGAUGCCAUACUCGCUGAUGUGGAGCAAAGGACACGGCAAUGCCCAAAGUUGGGGCAUGGCCAUAUCUCACCUUGGGGAGAGUCAGAAAGUGUAUGGUCCGCCCAACACUGUCAUACCAAACUCUCCCGUCUCCUAUUACAUCAAUCCGUUGGGAAUUCAGUCGAUCAUAUUAUCCGCGGCAGAGUUUGGUGCCAAUACUGUUCUCACAUCGGACUCCUUAUUGGAAUUUUCUGCCAAUAUUCAUCUUCAACCUGGAGCCGAUUCAUCUUCGGUGCUGACAAUGCCAUUGGUUCAGGGCAUGGGGUUUGUCACGGGCCAGUAUGUCGAUCUCCAACCGGCCUUACAAAGCAGCGUCUUCUUCAGAAACGUUGUAUCCGCUGGGGAGCCGAAACCUGGUGUCUUCAAGUACAGGGUGACGUUGGAGGAUGGAAAAGUUUGGCUUAUCUAUGCCAUCCCGACCAACGGCGUAUCUCCAAACUUUCAGCUCAUCUCGAGCACGUUGCUCCAAGGUCUUUCAAAUUGGUACGGUGACAUCCAAAUUGCCAAACUUCCCGAUGAAAGUCUGGAGUCCAUCUAUGACAAUGCUGCUGGCACAUACCCUACGGCUGGAACCAUUGGUGGAUAUGCACAAGACGCCAAAGCUCAAUACAGUCUAUCCUGGGCCAAAGGGGGCGUAUAUUCGAACAAUACCACCCUACUCAUGUUCGCCUUACCUCACCACGUUCAGUCAUUUGACUCCAUCACUCAAGCAAAUGUCACAGAUCUGCAACUGGCCACAACUACUAAGGGCAAUGCUACGGCAGUCGCAGCAGAUUACUGGGUAUUAGAAGAGAACGACCUUCCCACGUCACUUGGUUUCGCACCUUGGCGGCCGGCAGGUUCUCAGAGCACGAUAGCUCUUUCAUCAGCCGCGCUUACUGCUAUUCAGAAUAUCUCCGCCACCGAGGCUUCUCAAAACAUGUCGGCUCAGACCAAUCUCAACAGCAUGUACUACAGUGGAAAAGCCCUCAGCAAGUUCGCCACACUCGUCUAUACCAUGCACGACCUCGCCAAUCAGCGAGACCUGGCCAAAUCUGCCCUGCUUGAACUUGAAAGCUGCUUCCAGGUUUUCUCCAACAACCAACAACAGUAUCCCUUGAUUUACGAUACAGACUGGAAGGGUCUGGUGUCGUCGGCAAGCUACGUCACCGGUGAUCCCGGGGUUGACUUUGGCAACUCUUACUACAAUGAUCAUCAUUUCCAUUACGGCUACUUCCUCCACGCUGCAGCAAUAAUUGGUUAUCUCGACCCUCCUUGGCUCGAUCAGAACAAAGAGUAUGUCAAUGCUUUGGUUCGGGAUGUCUCGAAUCCUAGUCCACUGGACCAAUAUUUUCCGGUAUUCAGAUCAUUCGACUGGUAUCAUGGCCACUCAUGGGCGAAAGGACUUUUCGAGUCUAGUGACGGCAAGGAUGAAGAGUCUUCUUCCGAGGAUGCCAUGUUUGCUUACGGCCUGAAGAUGUGGGGCAAAACUAUCGGUGAUGCUUCCAUGGAGGCUCGUGGCAACUUGAUGCUAUCUGUCCUUGCACGCAGUCUCCAGAACUAUUUCCUUAUGACAUCCGACAACGCCAAUCAACCAGCAACUUUCAUCGGAAACAAAGUGACAGGCAUUUUAUUCGAAAAUAAGGCGGACCAUGUCACCUACUUUGGCACUGAUCUUAGUUAUGUUCAAGGCAUUCACAUGAUUCCGGUUAUGCCUUUCUCGACCCUGACAAGAACGGAACAAUUCGUGGCAGAGGAAUGGACGGCCUAUUUUGCCGAUGGCGCUGCAAGACAAGCUUCGGACAUUGAAGGAGGUUGGAAAGGUAUCGUAUAUGCAAAUCUGGCCAAUAUUAACCCCACAGCAGCAUACAACUUUUUCACCCAGCCAAAUUUUAAUAUGAGCUGGAUCGAUGGUGGAGCUUCUUUGACGUGGUACAUCGCGCUGAGUGCCAUGCUCGGGGGAGCUCCAUGA